Molecule: messenger RNA, 681 nt
Organism: Nematocida homosporus
Lineage: Eukaryota; Fungi; Microsporidia
Product: 20S proteasome subunit beta 6
Exons: 1
Coding region: 1-681 (226 amino acids)
Cellular component (GO): proteasome core complex
Source: RefSeq, a predicted model, not a curated record
AUGGAAGUUCAACCCGGUAUUAUACGUCAUGGCGGAUCCGAUAAUCUAUAUAGUGAUAACUCUGGAACUUCUUUAUCUAUUUUAGGCCGAGACUUCUGUGUAGUGGCUGCUGAUACUCGGCACUCAGCAGAAUACCAUAUCAACACCCGUAAGGCCACUAAAAUCUUCACUAUCGGCAAUAUGGUCCUGAGUGCUACUGGCUUCUAUGCUGAUGCCCGUUCAGUUUAUGCCCAACUUAAGUACACCAUUGAAAACUACGAGUUCAACUUUUCCCGACCUAUGCCUAUUGCCCAGGCAGCCGCCGCCCUUCAUAUGAUUCUCUACAGCAACCGUUUCUUCUUCAAGUACGCCUACUGCUGCCUUUCUGGCUUUACUCCCCAGGGUAUUCCUAAGGUCUACUCCUACGAUCCAGUUGGUUCCUACCAGGAGACACCUUGCCGUUGUAACGGAUCGGGUGAAAGAAUGCUCCAACCCCUGCUAGACUCCUGGAUCAAAAGGAACAACUGGAACUGUGCUGAAGGCAAAGAGUACACUCCAACUGCCGCUGAAACUGUAUCUCUUAUUCGCGAUCUUUACAAUGGAGUGGCCGAAACCGAUGUAAAAACUGGCGAUGCACUUGAGGUCUAUGUGAUCACUAACCAGUCGAUUACUAGAGACGAGUACCCCUUAAGAGGCGAUUAA